AUGUGCUUUCCUCUGUCAGCAGAGCACAUAACUGCGAAACGAGAUCGAACACCACUGACGUCGACAAUGGCAGUCACCAAUCCAACCAUAUCCCUUCCUCAGAACUACAUCCUCAGGGUGGGCACGCCUCCCGUCCCCUCCUACCUGCACCUGCGCCUGACAUCCGGCUUGUCCCCCAAAACCCCUGCGCAAGCCGCCGCCGUUGCAGCAGGGACCUGGUACGGCUGCUACAUCACAUACACCGAUCCCUCCGGUGACUCUCCUGAACCAGUCCCAGUCGCAAUGGGCCGCAUCAUCAGCGACGGCAGCUGGUACUUUCACGUCGUCGACAUGGCCGUCCUACCUGAGCACCAGAGGAAAGGGCUGGGAGAUUCCAUUCUGAAGAAUCUGCUGGGGUAUAUCAUGGACAACAAGGCCGAGGGGGAGCCCUAUGUUAACCUCCUUGCGGACGAGCCGGGUCGGAAACUGUAUAGGCGGAAUGGGUUUGUAGACGCUAUGCCGCAUAGUCUGGGCAUGUUCUGGGAGGGGAACCGAUAG
This is a messenger RNA of Aspergillus nidulans FGSC A4, 537 nucleotides long. RefSeq names its product protein ngn28. Lineage: Eukaryota; Fungi; Ascomycota; Eurotiomycetes; Eurotiales; Aspergillaceae. Bases 1 to 537 code for a protein of 178 amino acids. Gene Ontology annotation, molecular function: acyltransferase activity, transferring groups other than amino-acyl groups. The transcript is spliced from 2 exons. The record is from RefSeq and is a predicted model, not a curated record. Gene Ontology annotation, biological process: UDP-N-acetylglucosamine biosynthetic process.